UGUAUUUUUUUUCCAUAUGCCUUGAUGGCCAAUAUUUCCUGGCGUCUCAGAAGAAAAUAAAAGCGUGAAGAACGGGGUCUGUGAAAGAGCUAGAACAUGUGGGCCGCGUGAGGAAUGUGCGCGGCCGAAUCGCAAGUCACUGCGGCAGGGACCGGCGAGGACGCGGCGUGGGGCGGACGCUGACGCAGAGGGGGCGGGGCCUGUGCUGAGCAGCGUGGCGGAUUGUGCGCGACUGCCGGUUCCGGGGGAGGGCGGAACCAGGCUGGGUGGGCGGGGAAUGUGGCUGGUCACCUGGCCGCCUCCGAGAGAGAGAAGAUUAUAAAUGCCAGAGCCAUUUAACUGAUGGUUAGCUGUUGAAUUCUGACACUUCUUUUAAAUACCUUCCUGCACCAAGGUCCUAACUGGGAAGAAUUCGGGAAAAAUAGCAGUGGAAAAGAGAUCAACACAUGUACCAUGGCUAUACCUAUAACAGUGCUUGAUUGCGACCUCUUACUGUAUGGCCGAGGUCACCGGACAUUGGACCGUUUUAAGUUGGAUGAUGUGACCGAUGACUACUUGAUGUCCAUGUAUGGGUUUCCGCGACAGUUUAUUUAUUAUUUGGUGGAGCUCUUGGGAGCGAGUCUUUCUAGACCUACUCAGAGAUCCAGGGCUAUUAGCCCAGAGACACAGAUCCUCGCAGCACUGGGUUUCUAUACGUCAGGCUCCUUCCAAACUCGGAUGGGAGAUGCUAUAGGAAUCAGCCAGGCAUCUAUGAGUCGAUGUGUUGCCAACGUCACCGAAGCGCUUGUGGAAAGAGCCUCGCAGUUCAUUCGCUUUCCAGCUGGCGAAGCCUCCAUCCAGGCUCUGAAGGAUGAAUUCUAUGGGUUGGCUGCGAUGCCAGGGGUAAUAGGAGUGGUUGACUGUAUCCAUGUGGCAAUCAAGGCACCAAAUGCUGAAGACCUCUCCUACGUGAACCGCAAAGGUCUGCAUUCUUUAAACUGCCUGAUGGUUUGUGACAUCAGAGGCGCACUAAUGGCUGUGGAAACAAACUGGCCAGGCAGCCUGCAGGACUGUGCUGUGCUGCAGCAGUCUUCUCUCAGUAGCCGGUUCGAAGCUGGCAUGCACAAAGAGAGCUGGCUGCUUGGUGACAGUUCCUUUUUUCUCCGUACCUGGCUUAUGACACCACUUCACAUUCAUGAAACUCCAGCUGAAUAUCGCUAUAAUGUGGCCCAUUCUGCAACUCACAGUGUGAUUGAAAAGACUUUCCGAACCCUCUGCUCCCGAUUCCGCUGCCUGGAUGGGUCCAAGGGGGCUCUACAGUACUCACCAGAGAAGUCCAGCCACAUCAUCUUGGCUUGUUGUGUCCUCCACAACAUCUCCUUGGAGCAUGGAAUGGAUAUUUGGUCUUCUCCGAUGACAGGACCCAUGGAACAACCGCCUGAGGAAGAGUAUGAGCACAUGGAGUCCCUGGACCUAGAGGCUGACCGGAUCCGUCAGGAGCUGAUAUUCACUCAUUUUAGCUAAUGUGAAGGGGGGGGGGGGGGGGACUUCCCAGAAGGAGCUAUGACAAACUUUCUCCCUCACCAGCCUCUACACAGUACCAUCAUCUAGCAUGACUAAGUGUGGACACUUGUCACGAAUUGACAUUUAAUCUGUGUGUUUUUUAGAAGAGUUGUGGCUAUACCAGAACAUUUUGAUUCAUUUGUAUUUCUAUUAAUAUUAACUAA
This is a messenger RNA of Pipistrellus kuhlii (Kuhl's pipistrelle), 1706 nucleotides long. RefSeq names its product harbinger transposase derived 1 (gene HARBI1). The coding region runs from base 454 to 1503 and encodes 349 amino acids. The transcript is spliced from 3 exons. Lineage: Eukaryota; Metazoa; Chordata; Mammalia; Chiroptera; Vespertilionidae. The record is from RefSeq and is a predicted model, not a curated record.